CGGAAGUGAAACGAUCCAAUUCCUCAGCUAGUGCUGCUGCAGAGCUGGCUCUUUGAUCAUAGAGGAAGCUAAAAGACAGAUCGUUAGAGAACUGGACUCGUUCUACCGUAUUCUUUUACAUACAAAAAAUCACACGGUGAAAGUUACCUAGCAUAAUGUCGAAGAACACUGUAUCUGAUCGUUUCAGGAAAGUAGACGUAGAUGAAUACGACGAGAACAAAUUUGUCGACGAGGAUGAUGGAGGGGAAACGCAACUUGGUCCUGACGAGGCGGAGGUUGAUUCAUUGAUUAGACAAGGGAACCUAAUGGAAGCGUUGCAAGCCGUGUUGAAGAACCCACCAAUCAACACAAAGAACCAGAACGUCAAGGAUCGUGCUGAGGGCCUGGUACUGAAAGUUCUCAGUGCCUUUAAGAGUAGUGACAUCGAGAAGGGGGUCCAGUCUCUGGACAAAACCGGCGUGGACCUGCUGAUGAAGUACAUUUACAAAGGAUUUGAGAACCCGUCAGAGAACAGCAGUGCUGUCUUGCUGCAGUGGCAUGAAAAGGCGCUCUCUGCGGGCGGAGUGGGAUGCAUCGUCCGAGUUCUCACUGCCAGGAAGACGGUGUAGCAGAACCCAUGAAGAAGAACCGCACACACCAUGUCACACCAGGAAGAUCUGUAUGGGACAGAGUCAAGCACAGGUCAAAGUUCACACAGUGCAGCACAGGAACUCCCAACGACCUGCCACCUCUGUCCCACUGACCACACACACACACACACACACACCGAGAACAUGCAGAACUGUGUAAUCACCUCCACAUAUACUGUAAUUGAACAUGCUGUAUUGGCAUUGUUUUAAGCCUUUUCUACUUCCCUUUUACACACGGGCACACAUCCUAACACAUUUUUAUUUAGCUAAUUCACUCUACUUUUCUCAGGACAGUCUCCUAUCAUACGAUAGUCUUUACUAUUCUCAUAGUUUUGAAUUAGAACUCUGUUCUUUGUUUUGCUUUUAAACUGCAUAGAGAAUUGUUGAGGGGAAAAGUGGGAAUCUCAGAAUAUCCCGUCUGACCUUGGCAGUGGUGACUCCUGAAAAGCACAGUCACAGAUGGAGCAGGGUGGAUUUAAAAGGUGGGGGGGGGGGCUGUUACCAACAGAGGUCUAUCCUCCAUUUAUCCAUCCUUCCUGUCUAGGGAUUAUUUCCCUCAGAGCAACAUAGUCUAUGUCUCACUAACAGCUUUCUUAUAAUCCCACUCCUUAAUUCCUUUCCCAUCCACACCUAAUGGCCGUUAUCUCACUCUGUGCUAUUGCAGCCUGAAAGACCUCUCACUCUUUUCAAACGGAUGUCGCCAGAUAGUAUUAAGCUUGUCCUUUUCCCUUAUUGGCUUCAAAGACUCAGCGUCCGCCAUUUAGAUUGACUUCCCCCUCAGAGGUCGGUCGCUUUGCAACAGAUGUGACACAAAGGAAUCUCAGACAUGUUUACUUAGUCAGUUUACUUUAGAAGAAAUUCCGUUUUACCUUGGAAACGAAUCGUUGCCAGUAUCUGCAUGAUCCCCCCCCCCCCCCCAAUUAUCUCGAUGUUUUCGGAAUCACCGUCAUGCAGGUAUUGUUCUCUGUUGACGGCACACCUGAGUUGGUCUCUGCCAGCUUUUUCCGCCUCGUCAGGUGGAUUGCAUUUGUUGCCAAAAUUGUUGUGUUUUUUUCCCUGAAAGUUUGGGUGUGAGUUUUGUGAACUGAAACGGCAGUUUGUGUUUACAGGUGACAUCACUGCUUUCAUGAUUUGUGUCAACUUCUGUGGGGACACAAUCAGUCCAGCCACAAAAUAAUGGUCCAAUGUAAGACAAAGAAUUUUGAUAAAAAUGUAUACAUGCAAAUUAUGUUUUCUCUUGACACACUUUAAUCAGUAGCCACAAGUCCCGAGUCCUACAUUUAAUACAACAUUUUCAUGCUAUUUUAGAUUUUAAUCAUUUCAUUUGUGGCCAUAUAUCCAGAUAUUUGGAAACAUUUCUAAUGCAGUAAUGUUCGAUGGUCUUCUGACCAAGUGCAAAAACUCAACAAAACCUACCAAACUGGUGUAAAAACUGCCUUACUCAAUGUAUUUUUUAUGUUAGUGCUUAAUAAAGAUGUAUAUGAAAGCCA
This is a messenger RNA of Hypomesus transpacificus, 2119 nucleotides long. It is a transcript of the gene arpc5b, whose product is annotated as actin related protein 2/3 complex, subunit 5B. Bases 156 to 608 code for a protein of 150 amino acids. Gene Ontology annotation, cellular component: Arp2/3 protein complex; cytoplasm; actin cytoskeleton. Gene Ontology annotation, molecular function: actin filament binding. Lineage: Eukaryota; Metazoa; Chordata; Actinopteri; Osmeriformes; Osmeridae. Gene Ontology annotation, biological process: Arp2/3 complex-mediated actin nucleation; regulation of actin filament polymerization; cell migration. The transcript has 4 exons. The record is from RefSeq and is a predicted model, not a curated record.